Molecule: messenger RNA, 1815 nt
Organism: Vicia villosa (hairy vetch)
Lineage: Eukaryota; Viridiplantae; Streptophyta; Magnoliopsida; Fabales; Fabaceae
Exons: 1
Coding region: 1-1815 (604 amino acids)
Molecular function (GO): zinc ion binding; nucleic acid binding
Source: RefSeq, a predicted model, not a curated record
AUGUCUCUGUUAGGGUUUGUCAAAUCGCCGGCGGAGGUUGGGAAGAGCACUGCAGAAUUGGAUCUACAGGAGCGAAGCACAAAAAAAGUCAAUGAUUGUAAUGAGGUGAAUGGAGUAAGGUUGGAAGACACGGGCAGUGGGCCAAAUAUCUCUUUUCGAGAUAUUAUUACUGGGCAGGGGAGGAAAGAGACGUUAGAUGAUGUGGUGCUUGAAGAAGAGGGUGAUGGAAUAAUGGAGGAUACUGCUGGGGAUAUCAUUAUAGAAGAGGAGUGGAUCGGAGGAUAUGAAUGUCCUAGGUUUAGUUUUUCUGCGGAGGAGGAAGAGAGGAUGCAGAGACCUUGGAGGAGGGGAGUGAUUGUUAAGUUGUUGGGGAGGAGGAUAGGAUACAAAGCUCUUGAGAACAGACUCAAUCAAAUGUGGGUGCGAAAAGGAGUGAUCAGCAUUAUUGAUUUGAGUAAUGACUACUUCCUUGUAGCCUUUUCUCACGAGGACGAUAAGAAGGCGGCUAUGGCUAACGGUCCUUGGUUCAUUUAUGACCAUUACCUCGCUGUGAAAGAUUGGAAACCAAAUUUCCAACCUGAUAGUGAUACGAUUGACGAAGUUGCUGUUUGGGUGAGAGUUGUUGGGUUGCCAAUUGAGUAUUACAGUCCAAAAGCUUUAACUGGAUUUGGAAAUCGUAUAGGGCGCACGAUCAAAAUUGAUAAGACUACCACCAAGCAGGAAAGAGGAAAAUAUGCAAGAAUAUGUGUUGUUGUUAAUUUGUCCAAGCCUUUGUUGGGAAUGUUCAAGAUUGGUGGUAGCUGCUAUAAAAUAGAGUAUGAAGGUCUCCAUCUUUUAUGCCUGGCUUGUGGUAAAUACGGUCAUUAUAAAGAAGGGUGUCCUUUGAAGAAUACUGGGAAGGAAAAAGAGGUGGUGGUUAGCGCUGGUAAUGGUAGAAUAGAGAAUCGUCAAUUAGGGGAUGGAAGUGAUCUGAUUGGUGGAAAUUUAGAUGUGAAUGGUCCCUGGAAGGUGGUCCAAAAACAGCGAAGAGAGAAGAAGGUGGUGGAAGGACGGCGGAGUGCUACGACGGUGAAAACUAAUCCCAAAGGCGCAAUCGGUGGAUCUCGCUUUCUUGCUUUGGAAAGUAAUGAAGAGGAUAUCAUGUGUAAUAAUGAAGAGAUUAAUGUGGAUAAUAUUAAUAAUAGGGAGAAUAUGGAAAAUCCCAUAUCUAAUUUCCAUAUUAGGAGUGGACAAAAUCAAAUGAAAAAGGUAGGUAUUAAUGGGACAGCUGGCGGGCAUGUAGUGGAGGAAAUUGGCGUCUUUAAUGGUUUGGUCAUUAGCAAUAUGAAUGAUACGAGGAAGUGGCUGGAAUUGAUUGGGGAACAUAAUAAUGAGGUGGGACAGGAAAAAGCAGCCCCUAUUAUUGGUAGUGGGGGUAGGAGACAGCAACAAGUGAUUGAGAAAAAGAAACCUACUAAUCUAACAACACGUGGAGGUAUUCAUUAUAAGGAUAAAAGUGGUGGGAUUAGUACAUCUGGUGUUGGAAGUUUAUUGGACAAGUUUCAUAUUGACCAUAAUAUGCAUUCCACAUCCUUUGAAACUUUUAAUUUAAUUAAUAAAAGUGGUGGUGAUUCUCAAUUAGCCAUAAAGCGUGGUAAAGAAAUUACUAACAUUGAAGAACCUCCAGAUAUUAGUGCUAAGCCUAAGAAUACUAAUAGCUUCAUGUUUGGUAUUAAGAGCCAUAAUAUGGAGAUAUUAGAGGAAGACAAGGGGACCAGUGGUGGGAACAAAGUCGAGGAAGAGGAGGUGGAGGAGAUAGUUUGUGAAACCUUGUGA